Molecule: messenger RNA, 4999 nt
Organism: Corapipo altera (White-ruffed manakin)
Lineage: Eukaryota; Metazoa; Chordata; Aves; Passeriformes; Pipridae
Gene: FAM163B
Product: family with sequence similarity 163 member B
Exons: 7
Coding region: 2463-2957 (164 amino acids)
Source: RefSeq, a predicted model, not a curated record
AUUGGUCCAGGGCUGUCUGCCACAUGAAUUUCCAGGGGGGUAGGUUGGUUCUGAGCCCUUCUGCAUGGAGCUCUGCUCUUUGAUGCCAGCCUUUCUUCUUGCUUUUCCUCUACCCAUUGCUUUCUGGCACUAAGCUGCUUCCUGAAGAUUGCACAGCAAGUCAGAUCAGCUUCGAGGGGAGCUGAUCCAGGAGAGGACAUGGGGCCAAAAGAGCCUGAGGAGUUUGAAGAUGCAGCUUUAUCAGCUUAGCAAAAGAGCUGGUGCAUCGAAUGGCAAAGGCUGCAGGCCCUGUGUGCUUGAGGUCUGUGACAGAAGGCUCUGCACUAUUCCCAAUACAGUCCAGAUGCCCAUGGAAGGGUUAUUCCCCCAGCACCUCCCAACCCCCUGGUGCCCCCAGAAUCCAUGCCUCUGUAUAAGGGGACACGAGGGAAUCUGUGAUUCAUCCCGUGACGCUCUGAGGUUGUCGCCUUCAAGGACAGAAACCUGUCGGAGUAACACGUGGCAGAUCUGGCCCCAGGGCAUCUUCAGCUUCGCUCCUGCCUGAAGCAGCAUCCUGAGCCACAGCAGUGGGAGCAGCAGGUGCAAGGACCCAGUUAUGGGCAGUUUUUAGGGCUGUAUUUAUAAACCAGGUGGUCCUGACAUUGUGGGUGGUUAAAGCAGAAGGAGAAAGGCUGCUAUGGAAGAGCACAAAUUUGAGAUCAGGCUACUGUUCUCACCACUAUAAAAUUUGCAUUUAAAUCCAAUGAUUGAGGUGCUGCAGGCAGGUGCCCACAUCCCAGAGAGAGCAGGAGGGUGCAGUGGACACCUUUGAGGCUGCUGCUAUGAAUAUUUGGGAUCAGCUUGGGGACUGUCUGAGAGAAAGAAUCUCCAUAAUCAUGGGGAAGAGUCAGAGAAGAGCACCCGGUGCUUCCAUCAGGACCAGAGGGUGGCUGUCACUGUGAGGAGCUGAGCCCCAGAGCUUCCUGCUGCAGCCUCCUCCUGCACAGCUGCACACACAGGGUCCUGUUUACUGCUGGGGAGCUUAAGGCAAAAACAAAUGCCAGAGAGCAGCAAAGGAAAAGGCUCUUCCUCUAGGAACAGGAAAAAGGUGUAUUUGGCAGGUGAUGACCAGGUUGUGUUGUCAGUGUACCUGGCUGCUGCAUCUGAACCUGCUCCCAGGGUCUGUGAUGGGCAGAAGUUGAUUUAUAGAGACCUAACACUGUGAUUCCCUGUAGGACCAAAGCCCUGCACAAGCAGUGGGAUGCUUUAAUAAUAUUAAGUGCCCUUUGCUACCCUAUUUCAGGUGUCUGUUUAUUUUAUUGCAUCCCUGGGAGACCACACACUCGGUGUGCAUCACAUCCACCAGAAUGCAGUUGCUGAAAGAGUUUUCAGUCUGGAAAUGCCACUACUGUCCCCCAGGCCAACGGAGGACUGGGAAUACACACAGGGAGCUGGGCAGUGUUUCAGCAGCCAAUUGCUCCCAGCAAUGCCCAGGUUUGGUUGUGGUUUUUGGUCACGUAUCAGUCUCAGACAGAAGAUGCCUCCAGGGUCGUGACAACCAGGUGGGAACCUGCCCUUCCAUGAUGGCCACGCACUGGGAGUUGUUCCCUGGGGAUGGAGCAAGCUGCAGGUGGGAAAAAAGCCUAGGGAGAGGCUUUGGAUGCUGAGUGGUGUGAAAAUCAUACAAUACUCCUGUUUGGGAGCAGUUUGCUCCCAAGUCCUGAGUCACGUGUGAGGAAACCAAGACUUUUUGGUUGCAGGAAUGUGAAUACACAAACUCAACGAAGGAUUUACACUGAAAAUAACCCACUGGUGGUGGUGGUGGGGAGAAGCAGGUGGCCAUAACCUGAACACUGUACUUAAGACUUAACAAAUGAUUUGGCUUCUGGCUGCUGCUGGUCUGUUUAUCCCACAGACUUGGCAGGCACAGGACACUUCCCAAAUGUUGAGGUUGAUGAAAGUUGUGGCUGGCCAGCUGCCAGCUCUCGAGGCUAUCAACUGGCUCUCAAACUGUGGAUGCUAAUUAGCACUUUCCUUCUGUAAAAAUUUAUGUUGCAAAGUCAUGGGAAUCAGGGCUCUUUGCACUCUGUGUUUGUACAGCCCUUGACACGAUCGUGCUCGUGAUGGAGGUCUUGUACACCACUGCAAUAUGGAAAUAUAUUAUAAAAACCUUUUUCUCCUUCAUAGGUAACUGAUCUUCACAGAAUUGCUCUUACAAUCUGGGAGGUCAUCACAACCCCAAGCCUAAGGAAAUCUUGUGAAUCACCGCUCCUGCACUUAAGAAGGCUUGUGAAUCACCGCUGCUGAACACGCCCCACGCGGCAUCAGCAUCUUUGGAGAAAGCUGAGGAUGAGGACUCUAAGCUGAGUCCUUUAUUUUGGCGUUGAUGCUCUGCGAGCGGGAGACUUCGGGAGACGCGGUCCUCACCUGAGCGAUCCAGCCCCAUUCCCCCGUUUGAAGGCUGUUAAUGGAGAAGAGGGCGGAUGACAGCCGGGACCGUGGUCAUCACAGGUGGAAUAUUAGCGACUGUCAUUUUGCUAUGUAUCAUCGCCGUCCUCUGCUACUGUAGGCUCCAGUAUUACUGCUGCAAGAAGGAUGAAUCCGAGGAGGACGAGGAGGAGCCCGACUUCGCCGUGCACUCCCACAUCCCGCCGCUCCACUGCAACCGAAACGUAGUGCUGACCAACGGCCCGUCCCUCUACACCUCAUCCCCGUUCACCAAGAAGCCAACCCCGACCCGGUCCAGCUGCCCCGGCUGCGGCCCCUACGAGCCCCCCUACGAGCCCCCCACCUUCUUCCUUCAGGAGCCCCCCGAGGAGCUGCACAACGGGGGCGACCGGGUGAGCUACAAGACGGUGAGCCAGGAGGAUCUGGCUCUGCCGGUGAGCGUGUCCAACCUGCAGGCUCUCAAUCCCAACCGGCUCUCGGCCAUGCGCGAGGCCUUCUCCCGCAGCCGCAGCAUCAGCACCGACGUGUGAGGGGCCAACGUGUGAGGGGCCGGCGUCCCAUCGCACCUCCUUGCACCUCCCAGGGCUCUGAACGGCGGGGAGAACUCGGUGAAGUUCAUGGAAGAGUUCUGAAAAAGAAAAAAAAAGGAAAAGAAGUGAAUGUGUUUCUACCAGGGCUGAACGGCAGCGUGAAGGGGUAGCGAAACAACCCCGAAAGGGGAGCGUGGGGGAGGAUGGUUGCAGCUGGGACGUGAGGUUUUUCUAGCGCUGCGUUGCAUUUCUUUUUUUUCUUUUAUAAAGAGGAUUUUGAUACUGAGCAUCCUUUUCUACGGAGUACCCACCCCUCCUCACCGUUCGGCUGGAAUGCCGAGGGACGGUGAGCAAAUGGUGGGGCACAGGGUUGGCUGCAGAAUGGCUCGUACUGCGAGUCAGCAACCAGCUGCUGCCGUGAUGUGGUGGCCCUGAUGUGCACACACAUGUGCACACACAUGUGCACACACAUGUGCACACACACACACACACCCCUCCCCUCAAAGGUUCUCAAGCAAAGCAGAGCUGCUAUUGCCCACCCUUCUGCCACCCCUUCCUGCAGCGCUCCGUGCUGCAGCCAUGGGAGUGUGUGUGUGUGUGUGUGUGCACAGCCCUGCACUAUUCCCAGGCCAUCUCGCUCCUCAGCUCCUCAAGUCAGUCAUUAAUUCUCAAGUGACAGGCACAGUCCCCUCAGGGCUGGGAUGGCGGGUGCAUGCACAGCCUAUCCCUGCCCCUGGAGAUCCUGGAGUGACCUCACAGUUCCCUGAUGGAGGGUACAAACCCAUUGUGUUACCUGACUAUGGGAAUAACACACAGCACACUUUUGGAUUGAGGAAUACCUCUCUGAAUAAUCCAUCCCUUCUCCGAGUAAUGCCAUAAGCAACUUCUAACUGAGGCUCUGUGUCAUCAUGUAUGUGCUCAUCCCAAGCAUGCACAGUUUUACAUGCAUUUAUUUGUCUUUUUUAAUUUUUUUAAAAUCCAUCAUGCUUUUCACCCAUCCAGAGAUAUGUCAAAACACUUUAGAUUUAGGCAAAACCUCCUCUUUAGCAUUUUUCAUUGAGCCCUUUCCCAUGGCCAGGCAGCCUGGCUGUGGCACCAGCUCUGCCCCCGCUCCUCCAGCCAUGCUGGAUCUGGCCAGGGCAGUGCUGGGAGAGCAGCAGGCACAGAGCUGGUCACUGAGAGCGUCCCUCUGCACCUAGCAUGCUUUAAAGGAACCCUUUUAGUAUUUCAGUGCUUUAGGAGAGAAAUUGCACAUUGCAGCAACAUCUACGGGGGGACUCACACUCUGGUCUCUCCUGGCUGUCUCCAUUCCUCCCCUCCAACCUCACCAUACUCCCAGUUUGUGUGACAAAAAGCACCCUGUUUCUCCUGGAUUAUACAUUAUUCAGGUUAAAAGCAUCACGCUGGACCUGGGGGUGGCUGGCAGAGGAUGGACUGGCUGCACAGAGACUCCAGUGGCCCCAGUGCUGUGCUCCGGGUCAGCUUUCCUUUUUCAAGAUGUUACAGGAAGAAGCAGCCGUGGCUCCAGCCCCCUCGGCUCACAGACACUGUGCUGCAGCCCAGCUGGGUACUUUACUUUUAACCACGAGGGCUUUUAAUUCCACAGGAAAUCUUUUGACGUACAAGUCAGUCUUUGCAAAUGAGUAUCUUCAACUUUCUCGGGGGGGUUCUGUUUGGGUUUUGGGGGGGAGGGGGCCAGGGUUGUUUUCGUACGUGUUUAAUAUUCUGGGCUUGGUCCCUGCAGUGCUGCAUCCCAGGAGCACGAUGCCUCUGCUCCAGAGGGAUACAGCCACUCGGGCCAUGCUCCCAUGUACAGUUCUCACCGGGGUUUGUUUCCACGCCUUGAGCCCUUUCUCUCCCCGUUUCUCGUGACCGUAUUUCUCCUCCCAGCCUUCCUUCCUUUUUUCCCUUAUUUCUUUCCCUUGUAGCUUGGAAACUAAGCAAACGGUUGGCUUUCACUAACCUUCACCUGGUGAUCUGUUGUACAGGACUUCGGGGAUCUCGGGGAGGGGGGAAAGUAAAAAAAGAAAUAAAAUAAAAUU